Saccostrea echinata is the source of this 352-nucleotide messenger RNA. RefSeq lists its product as uncharacterized. The record is from RefSeq and is a predicted model, not a curated record. Lineage: Eukaryota; Metazoa; Mollusca; Bivalvia; Ostreida; Ostreidae. The transcript is spliced from 2 exons. The coding region runs from base 50 to 352 and encodes 100 amino acids.
AGCAAUCCCACCUGCAGAAUUUAACAGCCUUCGUCAGAAAGUUUCUAUCAUGGAAAAUGAAUUGUCUAACAAUGUGAUCAAGCUUAACUCGGCAGAGAAGGCCAAAAGUGCUGCAAUGUCUAAAUGUUCCAAGCUGGAGGAAGAGAUUAAAAAACUCAAAGGAACAGAGAGUGACUCGGAGGGAAUGUGGACCAAGAGGUUAGAGGAGCUCAAUCAACAGCUGCGUAAGAGUGAGAAUGAGAAGAAGACACUGGCUGAUAGACUCAAGACAGCCGAGAAGGACUGUGCUGGGGUCAAGACUAGACUGCAGGAACUCGAGAAGGCCUUAAAUGGAAAUGAUGCCAGCUCUUGA